This is a messenger RNA of Nannospalax galili (Upper Galilee mountains blind mole rat), 2347 nucleotides long. Its product is annotated as inhibitor of carbonic anhydrase-like. The record is from RefSeq and is a predicted model, not a curated record. Bases 92 to 2194 code for a protein of 700 amino acids. The transcript has 17 exons. Gene Ontology annotation, biological process: iron ion transport; antibacterial humoral response. Gene Ontology annotation, cellular component: extracellular region; early endosome; recycling endosome. Lineage: Eukaryota; Metazoa; Chordata; Mammalia; Rodentia; Spalacidae.
UUUCCCAGUAGACAGAACCAUCCCGCUUUCUGCAGGCUAAAGUGGAGCUAAGUUGAGGGAACAGGAACCUGACGCUGGUCUGAAGCUGAGAAUGAGGCUUGUCAUCUGCGUCCUGCUGUGCACUGGGGGCCUGGGGCUGUGCCUGGCUGUCCCUGAGAAGACUAUAAGAUGGUGUGUUGUGUCAGAUCAGGAGGCCAUUAAAUGCUCCAGUUUCCAGGAUAAUAUGAAAAAAGUGUUUCCUGCAGACGGUCCAACUGUUGUCUGUGUGAAGAAAGCCUCUUAUCGUGAGUGCAUCAGAGACAUUUCGGCAAACAAACUGGAUGCUGUAACCAUUGAUGGAGCUUUAAUGUUUGAGGACAGCCUGCCCCUCUACAAACUGAAACCCAUCGUGGCAGAAUCCUAUGGGUCAAAAGAUGAUCCACAAACCCAUUAUUAUGUCGUGGCUGUGGUAAAGAAGGGCACAGUCUUCCAGCUGAACCAGCUCCGAGGCAAGAAGUCCUGCCACACGGGCCUGGGCUGGUCUGCUGGCUGGUACAUUCCCCUCAGCAUACUGCUUCCCUCUGGCUCUCUGGAAACAGCAGCAGCCACAUUCUUCUCCAGCAGCUGUGUCCCCUGUGCGGAUGAGAAGAAGUUCCCCAGCCUAUGCCAACUGUGUGCGGGGAAAGGGACAGACAAGUGUGCCUGCUCCUCCCGUGAACCAUACUUCGGCUACUCAGGAGCCUUCAAGUGUCUGCAGGACGGUGUGGGGGAUGUGAGCUUCGUGAGGCAUUUGACAGUGUUUGAGGUCCUGUCACAGAAGGCUGACAGGGACCAGUUUGAGCUGCUCUGCCCGGACAACACCCGCAAACCAGUGGAUGCCUAUGAGCAGUGCUACCUGGCCCGGGUCCCUUCUCACGCUGUCAUGGCUCGAAGUGUGGACGGCAAGGAGGACUUGAUCUGGGAGAUUCUCAGAGUGGCCCAGGAAAACUUUGGAAAAGAUAAGUCGUCUGCAUUUCAGCUCUUUGGCUCCCCUCAUGGGAAAGACCUGCUGUUUACUGAUGCCACCCAUGGAUUUUUGAGGGUCCCCCGUAAGAUGGACCUCAUACAGUACCUGGGAUAUGAGUAUUAUUCUACCAUUCAGCAUCUAAAGACAGGUUUGGAAGAUUCCCAGAAAGUGCAAUGGUGCACAGUAGGUCAACAAGAGAGGGCCAAGUGUGACCAGUGGAGUGCUGUGAGUGGUGGUGCCAUGGCCUGCACCACAGAGGAGACCCCUGAGGACUGCAUUGCUGCCAUCAUGAAAGGAGAAGCUGAUGCCACAAACUUGGACGGAGGUCAAGUCUACAUAGCCGGCCAGUGUGGUCUGGUGCCCAUCUUGGGAGAGAACUACUUGCCUACACAUGGCAGUGGGCGGCUGGGCUCUAAGUGUGUGAAUGCACCCUUGGAAGGUUAUUAUGUGGUGGCCGUGGUUAAGAAGUCAGAUGCUGAUAUCACCUGGAAGUCUCUGAGAAGCAAGAAGUCCUGCCAUACUGCAGUUGGUACUUCUGCAGGCUGGAACAUCCCCAUGGGUUUAAUAUACAACCAAACUGGGUCCUGUAAAUUCGAUGAGUUCUUCAGUCACAGCUGUGCCCCCGGGUCUAAUCCGGAUUCCCGUCUCUGUGCUCUGUGUGGUGGUAGUGACAAUCCAGCCCACAUGUGUGCUCCCAACAGCCACGAGAGAUACUAUGGCUCUAGCGGGGCUCUCAGGUGUCUAGUUGAGAAGGGAGAUGUGGCCUUCAUGAAGCACCCCACGGUUCUACAGAACACUGAUGGAAAGAACCCUGAGGUGUGGGCUAAGGGUCUGAAACAAGAAGACUUUCAGUUGCUGUGCCUUGAUGGCACCAGGAAGCCUGUGACCGAGGCUCAGAGCUGCCACCUGGCCAGAGUGCCAAAUCGUGCCGUGGUCUCAAGAAAAGAUAAGGCAGAUUUUGUUCGCAGAGUACUCUUCAACCAACAGGAGCUCUUUGGAAGAAAUGGGUUUGAAUAUAUGAUGUUCCAGUUGUUUGAAUCCUCAACCAAGGACCUGCUGUUCAGUGAUGACACAGAAUGUUUGUCUAACCUUCAGAAUAAAACAACGUAUGAAAAAUACCUUGGGCCACAGUAUCUUACAGUGAUGGCUAGCUUUAGACAGUGCUUAUCCUCUGAGCUGCUGGAUGUCUGCACAUUCCACAGGCAUUAAGCACCAAUCAGCCUGGACAACCACACAGAUCUCACGAGCCCCAACUAUGGUGGGCUGAUGAUCAUUUGUCUUCAUUCGGACUUGCGCUAACAACAAUUAUCUUUUAAAUUCUGUGUUGUAACUGAAGCAAGAAAUAAAAUGAGUAUAACUGUC